Molecule: messenger RNA, 747 nt
Organism: Mya arenaria
Lineage: Eukaryota; Metazoa; Mollusca; Bivalvia; Myida; Myidae
Product: succinate dehydrogenase assembly factor 4, mitochondrial-like
Exons: 2
Coding region: 94-447 (117 amino acids)
Biological process (GO): mitochondrial respiratory chain complex II assembly
Cellular component (GO): mitochondrion
Source: RefSeq, a predicted model, not a curated record
GUUAGCGUAAAUUGAGUAUGUCAAAUUUUGUUGCUGCUAUUGCGAAUUAAUGGCGCAAAUUUAUCCAUUGCCCACUUUACGUAAUUGAACAAAAUGUCAAACACACAGCUGUCAAGAGUACUUUCGUCGCUAUACGCGUUAACAGGUCGUUUUUCUUCACCGGUAUCCAAGCUUGCUUCAUCGACAGUGUCGCGGUUUCAUUCCACUGAUUCAACUGACAGUGGCCAAAAAUCAAAGCGAAAAAAGGGAAAGACACCUUCCGGUCGCCUUGACGACAAGUGGGAGCAGGAGGAUGUGGAGUCUGUGGAGCCAUACCAGGAGAAGGAACCACUGGAGAGGUUUCCUGAUGAUAAAAACCCGGUGACUGGUGAAAUAGGGGGUCCACGCGGGCCAGAACCCACGCGCUAUGGGGACUGGGAGAGAAAAGGCCGAGUGUCAGACUUUUAGCAGUUUCCGUGGAAAGGGAAUGUUGAUUGAAAUACUAAUACAUUGAGGAGCAUACAGAUGUUCUUUGAUCGUUGUGCUUUAGUAUUUGUUAUACUGAUCAAAGUUAUUGAAAUGUUUCAACGAGAACAGAUUUUGAUUUGGUGAGUUUGAACAUGUCACCCGCAGGGUCACUGUUCAUUUAAAAUAUCUGUAUAGCUUUGAUAAUGUUUACUUGCUGAGGUGUGCCGCAUUUAGUUAUGUUGUCUAUAGAUCAUGUGAGCAGUGUUGACGAGUAAUUGUGAAAAUAAAUGGUUCACUUGA